AUGGCUGGAGGUUUGGAGGAAGGAGUAGUAGUAGUAGGAAAGACAAGGAUUCAAGAGCAGGGAGAGGGAGUUGGUGGUGAAGAGAGGAGGGCGCUGACGGCGGAGCAAUCAACACCAUCAAGGUCGACAUCAAAACAUUUCGAUUUUUCUUCCGUACCGUCAUCAUCAUCUGCGGCCUCAGGCCCAGGUUCUCCUCUCCGCCUUUCCGCCUCUCCUCCAUCCCAUUCUCCCCCUACCGAAUCCGCCGGAGACGACGAUUACGACGAUACGAGGGAAGUUGAACGAGGGAACUGCGAUCAUCAACUUGGGACGCUUGUGUGCGCUAGCGAGGUAAGGACCGAUAACGAGUCCGAUUCCCAGACCCCUACGGCCACGCCUGGGUCAUAUACCCGAUCUGCGAGUCUAGGAUAUACCCCUACCACGAGGGAUUUAGAAGGCGAAAGUGAAGACAUCAGCACGAGGCCGAGCACAAAUAACGAGGAAUCGCUUUUGGAAGGUUGUGUGAUACCCAAGGAGGAGGAGUGUUCAUCCAGGGUUGCUUGUAGACCUACUACAUCUGUACCUGUCGAGGAGAGUUUAGGGAACGUUGUAAACGCGAGUUUCUCGAGUCUUGAAGUUGUAGAGGAAGAAGAAGAAGGACUUGAAGGUUUUGCUCGGCGCUCGUUAACCCCGCCAAGAGGAGUCGUUGAAGGAAAAGGAGAGAGAGGUUCUUUGUUUGGAUUUGGACAGACGGAUUUAGGUGUCCAGCACCUCCACCACCAGCCACGACACCGCCAGGUACCGGCACCACCCUCGACGUCACCAGCACCGCUCGCUUCGUUAACCGACAAACCAGAGGACAACGAGAAGCACAGGGAGGAGGAGGAGGUCGACCACAGUCAUCUUGGGAUUGGGAUUGAGGGCACGGAAGGAGACAGGGAACGUGAUAUCUUCGAGGUAGACGGUGUCCAGUUUGACUAUACUCUUUCCGAGUCUUCGUCGUCGUCGUCGUCUGGACCUUCCUCGUCAUCGUCUAGCUCGUUCGGCUCGACUUCGACUCCGACCCCGACACGUACACCCACGCCUCCGAUAGCUAUCGGCCUUCUUCAGGCUCAGGCUCAGACUACCACACCACCAGCACAUUCUUUACCUUCAACUACCCCUAACCCAUCACUUUCGCCACCUCAGUUAUCUGCAAGUCCCAGUGCAUUUUCGUUUAACACCCGGAGUUCGCCAUCGAAUACUCUACGGAUCCGUCACGGUCUCCACCGACGCUCAAGCUCGGCUACCUCAAACAGCGGUCCAUCUUCCUGGGUUCACCGCAUCACUCGUCUUGUCUCUACUUCGGGGAGUUCAGAUAAUUCCCAUUCAACAUCUCCAUCUCCAAAUCCGGUCGAGUCGUCGCCUGCGAGUGCUACUGCUAGUUGGACGGUUGAUCCUGAAGGAGGGAGAGGGUCUCGGGAAAGUUGGAGCGAGGACAGCCAUUGCGCCACCACCGGAGCUUUCGAUAAUCGCGAUUCGAAUUCGAACGUCAGUCACGGUUUAGGUUCACGUUCGCGUUCGCCGAGUUCGACUAGGACUUCGACGCCGACUUCGAGUAAGAGUAGGAGGAGGAGUGCGACGCUUGCUUCGAGUGUUCCUGCACCUGCGAAUAGUGGGACGACCAGUACACCUCCGAAAGCACCCUCUAGUUGGAAGAAGCGCGUUAGUAUUGGGGGAGGGUUUACUUCGGUGCUGAGUAGUGCUUUGGAUUGGGUUGUGCCUUCUAGGUCUGUUUCGACUGCUACGCCUGUUGCGUCUACUGCCGCCCAUUCGACCUCGACAUCGGAAUCAUCUUCUGCAUCUACUUCGACUCUACCUACAUCCACUUCAACGACAUCUACGACUACACAUAAUACUACCACAACACCCACUAAAUCAGAACCACGACAAAUCCCAACACGCUCGCCUACACCAACUACAUCUGCACCCACAGUUACUUCAGCUACCACGACAUCGAUCGACGAGUUACGAUCGACCAUCACCACUGCCGUCACACCUUCCUCCAUCGCGAGUUCGACUUCGGCUUCGACAAAGGAGUUUAUUGGGCGGUUGCAUUCUGCGUUUAGUGAAGGCUUGAAUUUGCCUUUGGGGAUUUCUACGUCGGUUGCGACGCCAGUUAUAUCCACAUCAGUUUCGACUACAGCAGAACCUUCAGUUUCUACGUCACCGGUUGUUGCGGAACCUAUCAUUUCUAUUUCGCCACCGGCUUCGUCUUUGGAAGGGACCAACGAGGCGACUGCGAGUACAACUACGAGUACAUCAACCACAACUACGACUAAGACAACGACAAGCGGGCCUCCGUUUUUACCACUGCCACAACUGCCUUCCAUCUCGCUUUCGUCGUCUAUCUUGACGGAGAUCAUGAGUCUGAGGAGUAGUGGGCGACGCGAGAAGGAGAGGGAGCGUGAGAGGGAGAAGGAGAAGGAGCGUGAAAGGGAAAGGGAGAUUGAGAGGGAGUACCGGGAACGAGAACGCGAGAGGGAGAGGGAUCUGUAUGCCACAACGAACGGGUACAUGAACACCGUUUACACUUCUACGGCGACAGCUCCGAUUUCGACUAAUAAUACGGCGGCGACGAAUAGUUAUGGUGACGCUGCUCAUGCGUCGGGUUCGGGGAAUAUGGGGAUGGGGAUGGGGAUGGGUGGUGUAUCGGCUAGUUAUACGAAUCAGGGGACGUUGAGUGGGUAUAUGACGAGUCCGGCCAAGGCGACGCAUACUAGUAGUCCUACAAAGACGCGAGAGCGGGAACGUGACAGGGAUAGGGAUCGGGAGAGAGACAGAGACAGAGAUAGAGACAGGGAUAGGGAACGAGAAAGAGAGCAUGAGAGGGCUGAGAGAAGCGAGAGGAGGAGGGAGAGCAUCGAUAAUGGCGGGCGGAGCGGGAAGAGGUUACCCAGUUUACCGAAUAUGCGGCACAAUACCGUUCCUCUACCCGCUUCUUCUGGCGGUAACGGCGCUAUAACACUCGACGCAUACACGUACGGUCCAUCACGGUUAAUCGAGGAUCAUCUAGGCGGGAUGGGAGUUGUCCGGCCGUCGACGACGCAGCCUUGGGCUGGGGGACCGACGGCGGGGUCAGGGUCAGGGUCGGGGGAGAGGGGUACUGCAGAACGUGCUACGCAUAGUCGGAGUACGACGUUGGAAGAACGAGUGGAGAGGGCCAGGAUGAUGGAAGAGAGGGCUCGACAGCAGGCGAAUCCCUACUCUGCUUUUGUGUCGAUACCGGAUGAUCGGCCUUCUACCACCGUUCCCACCUCCACUUCCGCUGCUACGACGACGAGAUACCCCACCUCCCCACCACCCAUCGACGAACGCACGAAAUACUUUGAGGAACGCGCCAAGUACCUCGAAGACCGCUCCCGCCAACUCGAAAAGAUGCUCAAAGAGACACAGGCGAGGUUCAAAUCUCGGGAAAGCGAGCUCAAAAGCGAACUACGUUCGAAAGAGAACGAGCUGAAGACGAGGGAGGGUGAGCUCAAAGCCGAGUUGCGAACCAAGGAGAAUGAGUUGAGGAGUGUGGAGGGGGUGUUGGGACGGAGGGAUAAUGAGCUGCGUGCGAGGGAUGAGGAGAUUAGGAUGAGGGAUGAGGAGAUUAGGGCCAGGGAGGAGGAGUUUAGAGUGCGUGAGGAGGAGGUUAGGGCGUUUGAAGAGGGGGUUAGGAAGAGGGAGGAGCUGUUGAGAGCACGGGAGGAGGAUAUCAGGAGGAGGGAACUGCAUAUCCAGAAACGGAACGAUGAGAUGCGCGGGUUGGAAGAGGAAGUGAGGAGUUUGAGGGAGGAGAGUUUGAGUUGUAUUUGUGCCUCGAGUUCGAGGGCUGCGAGUGCCGGUGGGAGUGUGGUUAGUGGGGGCGGGACGGGGAGUAGGAGUAGGAGUAGCUCCAGAGCGGGAAGUGAGUAUGGUAGUCCAAGUCCCGGUGUGGGCGGGGGAGGCUAUUGGAGCGGCACGAGCCUACCCAAGAGCGUGGCGAAUGGAACGACAAGCCAUAAUUUUGGCGGACGAGCGAGGUCAUCGACGUUCUCCAACGCAGCUUCGAGUGCGUCGCACCGUGCCGCGGCGCUCCCGCACCACUCUGCAUUGAACAAUAACCCCAACACGUCGACGUUUAGUUCCCUACUUUCGAAAGGCACGGGGGCUGGGUUGAGUAGGUCGGGCACGGUACGUGUGGGUGAAGGCUCGUCGUCGUCGAGUGCGGCGGUUAUGAAGUUGGAGUCGACGAUUAGGGUGUUGGAGGCGCAGUUGAGGACGCGGGAGAUUGAGAUGAAGGAGAAGGAUGGAGAGGUUAGGAGGUUGGAGAGUGAGUUGAGGGCUAGGAGGGAGAGGGAGAGGGAAAGGGAGAAGAAGGAGAGGGAGAGGGAGAGAGAGAAGGAGCGUGAAAGGGAAAGGCAGAAGGAGAGAAACGAGGGAGGGGAAACAGGUGGUGUGAGUAGGAGUUGGCAGGGCAGUGAAGAUCUCGGCCGUGAGGAGCAGUUGAACGGGAGUACGAGUAGUAGUCGGAGCGGGAGUUCGAGGAAGAGGAGUGCGACGAUGGUGCAGAACCACCCGCAUCAGUCUCAUCACCACCAAAAGCGACAUGACCAGCAAUCUGACCACGACGCGCAGGAGGGCGAGUCGCCCCAUUUGACGGAGUUGAGGAGGCGAGCGAGUAUUUCGCCUGGGGUGCAGCGGUCGCACCGGGGAACGCAUGGAUCGUCGGGAGGGUCCGGGACAUCGUCGCCUGGUCGCCGAGUGCAUUCGAGACAUAGUUCGUUGGAUUUGCAGUCGAAUGGGAGCGGGAGUGGACGGGGUUCGCCGUCGUUGUCCACUUCGGCGCCUACUUCGUCGUUCAUCAAUGGUGCGAAUCCUAAUGGGCGACAUCGACAUGCUGCGCCUUCGUCGAGUUCCUCUGGGUCAGGGCCGUCGUCUGUCGCGUCAUCGGAUGGUUCGUCGAGAUCUUCCAGGUCUGAACGGAAGGUGGUGGAUGAUGAUUCCUCGAUUUCGACUGCUGUGAACGGGAUGACGCUGGCGACCGGUGUCUUGUCUGCCCCGACGGCGGAUACCACUCCUACGCCUUCCAAUCACGCAGAGCUGCCUACACCGCGAGUUGGGAAUGGCAUUGUGCUGCCUGUUCCUGCUGUUGCGUCGCCCCCUCCUAUCGCCCCUUCCAAAUCUACAUCUGCCAUCCCCAUCCGUCCCGGCGUGCCCACUCUCUCGGUUACAACAUCCACCACCCACCUCAAGGCCACCUCACCCACUCCUAACCAAAUGACGCGAACAACGACCAACCCUAUCCGCACGCCUUCGGUCUCAGUGAACCCUAUGACCUCGACCCUAACCGAGCACCUCGCCCAACACCGCAGUUCCGAGACCUUCCUGACGCGUACGGAUACGUGGAGCGGGGCACAGGUCAUCCAAGCUGUGCAUGAUAUCAAUUCGCAGAUUUUGCAGUUUGCGGCGAGUGCGACUGAGAUGUGUCGGUUCGUGAGUCGGGAGGUGUGCGCGAGUGUUGGUGUGAGCCCUGUUGAUGCGGGGGUUGUACCUCCCCCUCCUGCUUCCUCCAGCGGUUCGUCCUCCACCAGUUCGAGCUCUGGAACGACGACUACUAUGGGCGGGGCGAAUGACAGCGUAGCGGCGCGUCUAGCUGCCAAGUUGGACCCCUCUCUCAAGGGUUCGAGGUCGUAUAAUGAUACUCUACCGCGUCUUGGAGCGGCGUUGACCAACCUGUUGGCGAGUUAUGAUCAUUCGAAUGAUCCGAUUCUUGUGCAGUUGGCGUUGCAGACGCUUGUGUGUGUUGCUGCGAAGAAGGCUUGGGAGAGCUUUUGCUUGGGGUUGCCGGGGAAGAGUGAUGGUGUUUUGGCUGUGAUUUAUAGGAGUUUGAGGGAGUUUGAGCCUCAACCGACUUCGGCCAAGUGGAGGUCCCUGACGCACACGCAUAUCCACCAGAUCUAUCCAACGCUCUCCGCCUACUCGGCAAGUGAGCUGGCGGAGACGAUUUUGAGAUGGACAUACGACGUCCUUGUCCUCGCCGGAUGCGGGAGUUUCGAAUGCGGAGGCAGCCCUUCAACACCCGUCACACCCAACUCCAGCCACCAGCUCUCGCAUCUCUCGCCGGCGCAAGCACCCAACGCAGGCUCCGCCACGCCGCCGAUCUCGGGCUCGGGCGCCUCAACGCCCGUCGUCUCGCUCCCGCUUACGCCCCAGACUCUCCAUUCGCGGUCGACGCUUCUGCAACAGUUGACGCAUAUCACCAAGGCGCUGACGACGCUUGAGAAUGUGCUUCGGCAGGAUAUUCUCAGUACGAGUUUCGACCUUGUCAUCCCCGAAUUCGGGAGGUCGUUCAUCCGGGGAGGGAUGAGUGAUGCGUUUUCGAGUAUGGGUGGGUUUGGGAGUGGUGUUCCUGGCGUUACCAACGUUGGACAUGUUCAAGUUGGUGGUGGUGGGAAGGCGCAGGGAGGGAAGGUGCUUGGGUGUGUUGAGAUUGGGUUGGCGUGUCGGACGAGAGUUGGGAUGCGUGGUCCGCCGCCUUCGCCUGUUGUAAGGACGCCGUCUGGGAAUGGGGGGUUGUUGAGUGUGGGUUCUGCGACUGCUGCGGGUGGGCAGGGGCAGGCGGGUGGGAGUGGGAGUGGGAGUGGACAGCAGCAGAAACCGGAAGCGGUGUAUGAGGAGAGGUUGUUGCUUAUGCCCAAGGUUGUGUUGGAGAGUGUGGUUGAUUUGUUGUGA
Messenger RNA from Coprinopsis cinerea okayama7#130, 6717 nucleotides. RefSeq lists its product as hypothetical. Bases 1 to 6717 code for a protein of 2238 amino acids. The transcript is spliced from 5 exons. The record is from RefSeq and is a predicted model, not a curated record. Lineage: Eukaryota; Fungi; Basidiomycota; Agaricomycetes; Agaricales; Psathyrellaceae.